Molecule: messenger RNA, 1444 nt
Organism: Galeopterus variegatus (Sunda flying lemur)
Lineage: Eukaryota; Metazoa; Chordata; Mammalia; Dermoptera; Cynocephalidae
Gene: ATP6V1C2
Product: ATPase, H+ transporting, lysosomal 42kDa, V1 subunit C2
Exons: 12
Coding region: 1-1266 (421 amino acids)
Biological process (GO): proton transmembrane transport
Cellular component (GO): vacuolar proton-transporting V-type ATPase, V1 domain; lysosomal membrane
Molecular function (GO): proton-transporting ATPase activity, rotational mechanism
Source: RefSeq, a predicted model, not a curated record
AUGUCGGAGUUUUGGUUAAUUUCUGCCCCUGGCGAUAAGGAAAAUUUACAAGCUCUGGAGAGAAUGAAUACUGUAACCUCCAAGUCCAACCUCUCUUACAAUACCAAAUUUGCUAUUCCUGACUUCAAGAGUCCUCGAUAUAAAAUCCAUACCCUUGACCCUGGCUUCCGGAUCCCUGCUGAUAGGGCCCAGGCUUCCUCCUUCGUGGCCCUCAAGCCCACUCCCCUCCAGCCAGCCCGGCUCCCUCCUGCCUUGGGUGUGCACAAAAACUCUUUCCUGAGCCCGGGAGGCCUCCCCCCGCCACCCACCCUUGCAUGCGUCAUAAAGAGAAUGGCUCAGAGCGUGGUGCAAGUGAUGGAAGAUUCCAAGGGCAAAGUCCAGGAGAACCUUCUGGCCAAUGGAGUUGACUUAACAUCCUUUGUGACCCACUUUGAAUGGGACAUGGCCAAAUAUCCUGCAAAGCAGCCGCUGGUGAGCGUGGUGGACACACUAGCAAAGCAACUGGCACAGAUCGAGACAGACCUGAAGUCCCGCACGGCCACCUACAACACUCUGAAGACGAACCUCGAGAACCUGGAGAAGAAAUCCAUGGGGAACCUCUUCACUAGGACGCUGAGCAAUAUUGUGAGCAAGGAAGACUUCGUGCUGGAUUCUGAGUAUCUCAUCACACUUCUGGUGAUCGUUCCCAAACCAAGCUACACACAAUGGCAAAAAACCUACGAAUCCCUCUCAGACAUGGUGGUCCCUCGGUCAACCAAAUUGAUUACUGAGGACAACGAAGGCGGCCUCUUCACAGUAACUCUGUUCCGAAAAGUAAUUGAUGAUUUCAAAACCAAAGCCAAAGAAAACAAGUUUACAGUCCGUGAAUUUUAUUAUGAUGAAAAAGAAAUUAAAAGAGAAAAGGAAGAGAUGAGCAGACUGCUGUCUGAUAAAAAGCAACAGUAUGGCCCCCUGCUGCGCUGGCUCAAGGUGAACUUCAGCGAAGCCUUUAUUGCCUGGAUCCACAUAAAGGCCCUGAGAGUGUUUGUGGAGUCCGUGCUCAGGUAUGGACUACCAGUGAACUUUCAGGCAGUGCUCCUACAACCUCAUAAGAAGUCAUCCACCAAACGUUUAAGAGAGGUUCUAAACUCUGUCUUCAGGCAUCUGGAUGAAGUAGCAGCUGCAAGUAUACUGGAUGCAUCUGUGGAGAUCCCUGGACUGCAGCUAAACAACCAGGACUACUUUCCUUAUGUCUAUUUCCGCAUCGACCUUAGUCUUCUUGACUAGGGAGGUCAGCUGGCUCCACUGAGUCCCAUACUCAUGCAGGCUGCUACAGACACUUCUUUCCCUAAGCCAGAGGAACAUCCUACAGAAUUUAUAGUUCCAGAGAAAUAGCUCACAAAAGUUAGUUAAGAGUUGUAUUUAUUUUUUUUAACUUACAAUAAAAUGCUCCCAGUCCUUUGAA